AAGCCUUCACAUAAACACAGCCGUUUGCCACAAAUUCCUCUUAAUUCCCUUCAUCUAACAAGUUACCCACCUUAACACUUGAAACUUGAAGCUUUUCUCCAUCCGAGUUCUAUCACUCUCUUACACCUAGCACAUGAGUUUUGAGGAGAAACCUGUAUCAAUAGGACCAUGGGGAGGCAAUGGAGGUUACCAUUGGGAUGAUGGUGUGUAUUCAACAGUGAGGCAAUUGGUGAUAGUCCAUGGGGAAGGAAUUGACUCCAUCCAGAUUGAAUAUGAUAGGAGAGGAAGUUCUGUCUGGUCAAAAAAGUAUGGUGGAAGUGGAGGCCAUAAAAUUGACAAGAUCAAGCUUGAUUACCCAAAUGAGUUCCUAAAAUCAAUUGAUGGAUACUUUGGUAGCUUAAGUCAAUGGGGAGUAACCUUCAUUCGGUCACUAAGUUUUGAGAGUAACAAGAAAAUUUAUGGACCAUUUGGAGUUGAACAAGGUACAUAUUUUUCAUUACCAAUGACUGGUGGCAAGAUUGUUGGGUUCCAUGGUAGGUAUGGUUGGCAUCUAGAUGCCAUUGGAGUCUAUUUGAAGUCCUCUCAGCAACCAAGUCCAUCCAAAACUUUGUCUUAUUCACAGAACCACAUUACUAACACUCCUGAGAAUGUUGGUUAUUCUGUAAUACAUGGAAGUGUUGGCCAAGGCUUUGAUAUUGUUCUUGCUUUAAGACAGAAAGAUGACUUUGCCAAACCUCCAACAAUUGGGAAGAUUCCUAGCUACCAAGAACCUAACAAUAUUGAACCAACUUGGACGAUUUCUAGCUUCACGGAUCCAAACACUAAUGUUGAACCAACUGGAAAGAUUUCUAGCUUCAAAGAACCAGACAAUGUUGAACCAAGUGGGAUGAUUUCUAGCUUCAAAGAGACAAAUAAUAUUGAACCAAAUGAAAAGAUAGAUCAAUCUGGUGGUGUAGUGACAUAUGGGCCUUGGGGUGGUACUGGUGGAUAUGUAUUUGAUGAUGGACCCUACACAGGAGUUAGGCAAAUUGACUUGUCACGCAAUGUUGGAAUUGUAUGGAUUAGAGUUUUGUAUGAUUUGGAAGGGGAAGCUGUAUGGGGACACAAACAUGGUGGGGCAGGAGGAUUCAAACAUGAAAAGAUAGUCUUCAAUUUUCCAUAUGAAGUCCUAACACAUAUAUCUGGAUACCAUGGAUCCUUGAUGUAUAUGGGGCUAUCUGUUAUAAAAUCACUUACAUUCCACACCACCAAAAGGGUAUAUGGACCAUUUGGAGAUGAACAAGGAACUUAUUUCACAACAAAGCUGAAAGAAGGGAAGGUUGCUGGUAUUCAUGGUAGAAGUGGCUUAUUUCUUGAUGCUCUUGGUGUACAUGUGAUAGAAGGAAAAGUAACAGUGCCAGUGGCAACACCUCCUUCCAUGACAAACGCUUCAAGAGAACCAAGUAUUUCUGAAAAAGAUACUGUUCAAUGGCCAGCCAAACUUUUAGCUGCCAAAUCAGCACCAAUUGAACAGGUUUCUAGUGGUGUGAUUAAAGAACCAGCUCCAUGUGGACCAGGUCCAUGGGGUGGGGAUGGAGGUAGACCUUGGGAUGAUGGAGUCUUUUCAGGGAUUAAGCAAAUUUAUUUGACUAGAGCACCUGAAGGAAUUUGCUCAAUUCAAAUUGAGUAUGAUCGACAUAAGCAAUCUGUAUGGUCUGUAAAACAUGGUGGUAACGGAGGAAAUACCAUGCAUAGGAUAAAAUUGGAGUACCCAAAUGAGGUACUAAAUUGCAUAUCUGGCUAUUAUGGUUCAAUCACUGCGGAUGAAAGGCCAAUAAUCAUAAAGUCACUGACUUUCUACACUAGUCGAGGACAGUAUGGUCCAUUUGGUGAUGAAGUUGGAAAAUUUUUCACUUCAACCACUACAGAGGGCAAGGUGGUAGGUUUGCAUGGGAAGAGUAGCAUGUACUUGGAUGCAAUUGGGGUCCACAUGCAACACUGGCUGGGAAGUCACAAAACUUCAAAGUCAUCCUUCUUCAAACUAUUUUAAUUUUAAUACAAUUACUUGUAUUAAAUUAUAACACGAUUACUUGUAUACUGUCUAAAUAAUGUUUGGUAAAUGUGCUAUAACUAAUAGUAAAAUUUGUUGUAAUAUCAAGCAGAAUGUUAGUGUUGAUUUCUU
Messenger RNA from Abrus precatorius (Indian licorice), 2161 nucleotides. Its product is annotated as jacalin-related lectin 3-like. NCBI's taxonomy places the organism in Eukaryota, Viridiplantae, Streptophyta, Magnoliopsida, Fabales, Fabaceae. The coding region runs from base 134 to 2029 and encodes 631 amino acids. The record is from RefSeq and is a predicted model, not a curated record. Gene Ontology annotation, molecular function: carbohydrate binding. The transcript is spliced from 7 exons.